CUUCCGCUCUCUGGCGCGCUUCCGUUUCAAACCCUAACUUCCGGUUCGUUAGCCGGUUCCGGUCCCCGCCUCUCACUUCCGGUCGCCUUGGAUUCCGCUGCGGUCGGUUCCUGCGUCCGCUCCUGCCGGUUCCGCCGCGCUCCAGGUAUCUUUCUGAACAAAAGCUGCCUCAUCGUAUGUUUCAAGGAUGGCUCUUCCUAUCAUUGUAAAAUGGGGUGGACAGGAAUAUUCAGUGACCACACUUUCAGAAGAUGAUACUGUGCUAGAUCUCAAACAGUUUCUCAAGACCCUUACGGGAGUAUUACCAGAACGCCAGAAGUUACUUGGACUCAAAGUUAAAGGCAAACCUGCAGAAAAUGAUGUUAAGCUUGGAGCUCUCAAACUGAAACCAAAUACUAAAAUCAUGAUGAUGGGAACUCGUGAGGAGAGCUUGGAAGAUGUCUUAGGUCCACCUCCUGACAAUGAUGAUGUUAUUAACGACUUUGAUAUUGAAGAUGAAGUAGUUGAAGUAGAAAAUAGGGAGGAAAACCUACUGAAAAUUUCCCGCAGAGUAAAAGAGUACAAAGUGGAAGUUUUGAAUCCUCCCAGGGAAGGGAAAAAACUUUUGGUACUAGAUGUUGAUUAUACGUUAUUUGACCAUAGGUCUUGUGCAGAGACUGGGGUAGAAUUAAUGCGGCCAUAUCUUCAUGAAUUCCUAACAUCUGCAUAUGAGGAUUAUGACAUUGUUAUUUGGUCUGCAACAAAUAUGAAGUGGAUUGAAGCUAAAAUGAAAGAGCUGGGAGUGAGUACAAAUGCAAAUUACAAGAUUACCUUCAUGUUGGACAGUGCUGCUAUGAUAACAGUGCAUACUCCAAGGAGAGGAUUAAUAGAUGUAAAGCCUCUUGGUGUUAUAUGGGGAAAGUUUUCGGAGUUUUACAGCAAAAAAAACACCAUCAUGUUUGACGACAUAGGAAGAAAUUUUCUAAUGAACCCACAGAAUGGACUAAAGAUAAGACCUUUUAUGAAAGCACACCUAAAUCGAGAUAAAGACAAAGAACUUUUAAAAUUAACCCAGUACCUCAAGGAAAUAGCAAAAUUAGAUGACUUUUUGGACCUAAAUCACAAAUAUUGGGAAAGGUAUCUCUCAAAGAAGCAAGGACAGUAGUUACAAGCUAUACUGGCAGUUAUUGAAGAUACUUGAGAUCCAUGAACUUCUUUUUGCUUCUAUGCUAAAGAUCAUUAUGAUAGUGCUGGACACUGCAGCAAAUAUCAGACUGCUUAUACUUGGUCUUCCAGUUUUUUGUAAAUUUAAUUUUAUAUUUUUUGAAGAUCAUAGCAAUACGCCAAAAAAAAACACAAAAAAACCCCACCUUUUUCCCCCUGUAUGAAUAUACCGUAACUCUUGAAAAAUAUUUUCUCCAACAUAGAGUACUGAGUUUUAUUCCCACACACACACACAAAAGUGGACAAAAAUGUAUGCUUAACAAUGUCAUUUUGUGACUUUGGAAAUAAGUAUGUCUUGUGUGUUUGUCUCACUGUGUUGUUGUCUAAGCCCAAACCCACCUUGAAACUACUGUUUUUAAAACCAAAAAAAGAAAAGUUUUUAGUAAGGAACCUAGUUUAGUAUGCUUAAAACCACUGAGAGUUUUUCUUAUUCCUUUGUCAUAAACACAAUUUCUCUUAUUACUCCACUACCUACAUCUCUAAAUUCUGAGCUGUCUCAGUUUGGUGUGUAUGUGUGUCAGUGUUCUUUGAGUAAAACUGGAAAACGUCUGCUCUGAUACAGGUAUGUCAUAGUGUGACAAAUAGAAAACAUGAGACUGAGGAAUGAAACUAAGGAACAAGAGUGUGUUUCUUUGUGGUGGCCAAGUAGAAGCACUCCUGCCUAAAACCGUUGUCCUAAAAGCAGUUAAAGGCAGUACCUUUUAAAAUGGGACGUAUCACUGGUUCAGUCCUAAAAAGCAUGAACAAAAAGUUUUUGUUCUGUUCCAGCUCUGUCUUCUCUAAGUGCAAACACUGUGUUGCAGUGAAAAUAUCUAGCCAUAAGAUUAACGAAAUUUAUUUGCAAUGCUUUUGCCUGCAGAUAUGUAUUGUGACCACUGUUUUGUGUUGACAGUAUUGCUUUAUACAGUUCUUCUAUUUGAAAGGAAUCUGGUUCUUUCAAAUAAACAUGGUAUGUAUUGUUCUUACGGGGGACUAUUUCAGUGGUGUAAAUAAUAAAUUCCUUUUCUUAAAACAUCAGUUAUCUGCUCUGUAUUAUCCCAAAUAUUUUGCCUCUUUGUUGAAUCAUGAAACAAACACUAGGUUCAGGCAGGCAUCUCUUGAAAAAAAUUAAAUGUGUAUGGUUUUAAAAGUUUGGGAACCCCUAAUUAAGAUGAUUCAAUGAAAACGUCUUAAUUAUGAGGCUCAAUUUAAAUAUUUAAGGAUCGAAUAGAAUUUUUUAAAGCAUUUCAUUGGCACAUUUUCCCAGUGUGAAAAGUAGUUUAUUAUUCCAAGGUAAGGAAGGCUUUAUCCUUUUUAAAAAACUGAACACUUAAAACUAUUUAUAUAGGUUGAUAAAGAGCAAACAUUUUCUAAAUCAGUAUAAACUGAACUGCAAAAAUUAGCAAGCCUCAGGAAGCAAAGCAAAGUAGGUUCUAAAAAAAAUAUAUUUUCUGCCAUUAGGUGGUGCCCAAACCAAAGUUUAUUAGCAGGUAUGCUAAAUUAAGCAGUCCUAGGAGAACAUUGUCAGCUUAUUGAAAUCACAUGUCUUUGUGUGGUUAAUACAUUCAUAGAGUGUGAGAAUUUUAGUGUGUCUUAUGUGUCUCAUAAUUUAUUGAACAGAUCUAUCUCUGUAUUUCUAUGUAUGUGGCGUACACAGCAUAACGAGGAGAUGACUUAAUUCAGAUGCAUGUUUUAGUGAAAUAGCAAAUUAAUUUUAUGAUGUAUAUGUUCCAGACUUGCAAACAAUUAGUGCCUAAUAAAGUAUAUUUAAUCUAAAAACUGCAGAACAUCAUUAAAUCUUUGAUUUAGAAGGCAGUUUGAGACCUGGUAGCCCCUCAGGUCCUUUAUGAAAAUCAAGUUACUGGAUUAAUGAUAGCUGUAGGAUUUACUCAGUUUUAAAGGUAAAGAAUAGAUAAGCAGGUCAUUACAGUAAGGAACUGCAACAUGAUCUUCAUUCAUAGAAAGGAAAAUGGUUGUCUUUUGGGAGGAGGUGGAGCUGUGUGGGAAUAGGGAUUGGUAAGGAAGGGUAUGCAAAACAACAACAACACAUGGGAAAAUGCAAAUUAUAUAGGGUUUUUCUUGGUUUUUUAAUGAGUUAGUUGCCAAGAAUAGUAAUAAAAUAUGUGAAUAGUGAAUAAACUGGUUGAGCAUUUUUCUCAUCCCAAGCAAUCAACAGAACUCUCUCAAGGAACAGAUUGUUAGUUUUCCCUAAAGUAUUGAUAUAUCAAAAUUUAUUAAUCUGGGCUUCCUUGGUGGCACAGUGGUUAAGAAUCUGCCUGCCAAUACAGGGGACACGGGUUCAAGCCCUGGUCCGGGAAGAUCCCACGGAGCAAAUAAGCUGCAGAGCAAAUAAGCCCGUGCACCACAGCUACUGAGCCCGUGUGCCACAACUACUGAAGCCCAUGCACCUAGAGCCCGUGCUCUGCAACAAGAGAAGCCACCGCAGUUAGAAGCCCGUGCACCGCAACAAAGAGUAGCCCCCACUCACUGCAACUAGAGAAAGCCCGUGUGCAGCAACGAAGACCCAAUGCAGCCCCAAAUAAAUAAAACUAAAAAAAAAAAUUAUUAAUCUUAUUAGCUGGAAUAGCAGCCCAAGUGGUGUCUCGAGAGAUUAAGUGCUUAGAUAUUUAUGUAAGGAUAUGCUGGGUUUAAUUUUAUUUUUGGCUGCGUUGGGUCUUCGUUGCUACGCUCAGGCUUUCUCUAGUUGCGGAGAGCGGGGGCUACUCUUCCUUGUGGUGCGCGGGCUUCUCAUUGCAGUGGCUUCUCUUGUUGCGGAACAUGGCCUCUAGGCGCACGGGCUUCAGUAGUUGCGGCACACGGGUUCAGUAGUUGUGGUGCACGGGCUUAGUUGCUCCGUGGCAUCUUCCCGGACCAGGGCUCAAACCCGUGUCCCCUGCAUUGGCAGGUGGAUUCUUAACCAUUGCGCCACCAGGGAAGCCCGAUAUACUGGUUUUUAGAAUUGCCUUAGAAAAGCUGUGUGGGGCUGUGUGGGAAUGCUAAGUAUAUAGAGCUUAAGGAGAAAUCCUUGAAGAUUAGUUGGAUAGAUUUAUCAGAGACCUCUGAGAAACUAAUGCAUCUUAACAAUUGAAACAGAAAUCAGUAUCAGGCAUCCCGUAGAUUUAGAAAAGGGUGUCAAUCAUUUAAUGUCAGCGAGGUUCCACGUAGAACGUAAAAUCUUAAAAACCUCCCAUGCUAAUGAUUUUUUAAAACUCUGGAUGUAAGCAAGCACUUCUUAAAUGCUAGUAUAAGGAUAUUUCCUGAUACACAGUGUUACUUAUUAAAACACUGAUUUCCUUCUGAAAAGCUUUAAAAGUUGAACCUGUAGUUUGUAUUGAUAAAAACUAUGGGAAACCAGUCUUUAAAAAUACCAAAAACAAAGAUAUUUUCAUAAGUCAAUAUUGCCACAACAAACACAGAUUAGAUUGUGUAUAAUUUGUGAUGCUAAAGGCCAAAUUGAUGACUUUUCAGGAAUAUAUAGAUUAUCAAAAUGAAGUAAUUUUUGAUUGAAUGCCAAUCACUUAAUUCUAUUUACAGUUCUUUUUUAUGUUUCACUCAUAAUGCCUUUGAGAUUUUUUUAUUUGAAGUAGAGUUGCUGUACAAUAUUUUAUGAGUUACAGGUAUACAAUAUAGUGAUUCACAAUUUUUAAAGGUUAUACCCCAUUUAUAGUUAUGAAAUAUUGGCUAUCUUCCCUGUGUUGUAUAAUAUAUCGUUAUAGCUUAUUUUAUACCUAAUUGUUUGUAACUCUUACUCCCCUACCCUUAUAUUGCCCUCCCCCCUUCCCUCUCCCUACUGGUAACCACUAGUUUGUUCUCUGUAUCUCUGAGUCUGCUUUUUUUGUUGUUAUAUUUACUAGUUUGUUGUAUUUCUUAGAUUACACAUAUAAGUGAUAUCAUAAACUAUUUGUCUUUUUCUGUC
This is a messenger RNA of Lagenorhynchus albirostris (white-beaked dolphin), 5098 nucleotides long. It is a transcript of the gene UBLCP1, whose product is annotated as ubiquitin like domain containing CTD phosphatase 1. NCBI's taxonomy places the organism in Eukaryota, Metazoa, Chordata, Mammalia, Artiodactyla, Delphinidae. The transcript is spliced from 11 exons. Gene Ontology annotation, molecular function: protein binding; protein serine/threonine phosphatase activity. The record is from RefSeq and is a predicted model, not a curated record. Gene Ontology annotation, cellular component: nucleus. Gene Ontology annotation, biological process: protein dephosphorylation. The coding region runs from base 188 to 1144 and encodes 318 amino acids.